Molecule: messenger RNA, 2434 nt
Organism: Klebsormidium nitens
Lineage: Eukaryota; Viridiplantae; Streptophyta; Klebsormidiophyceae; Klebsormidiales; Klebsormidiaceae
Source: the annotation of a GenBank genome assembly
CUUUCGCAUGUGCUCUGUGCUCUUUGCUGGGGCCAAGGUGGAGUCCAAGAAGGAAAGCUGUGGGGGGCGCUGGUUGGAGCCCUUGGAAGUUGGAAGAGACGACUCAGGAGAGGGUGUGUGGGCUGGGAGAUCAGGAGAGACCUCGGGAUUCGUUCUUGGCCGGAGUUCUCUUGUCGACAUCAAAUCAAGCUGAGAAGAAGAUCAGGGUGUCCUGCACUUGUGUGGUUUCUGAGCUACUAACACUUCACGCCAGGAGCUCGUCAAGGCCAUCUGCAAAACUGGCAAACCACAAGAGAGAAGGGUCGGGGUCAUGGAGUCCUCCGCCUGUGCGGGGGCUCCGCCAUCCCAAGAUGGACCCCGACCAGCCAAGAACGACGAGGAGCUCGCAGAAUGGGGCUCUCAGUCUCGUGUCAAACAUCGAGCAGCAGAUGGACUACAGAGAGCUUGCGACGCGGCUAACUGUUAGUGAGAGGAGGAGGGUGCUUGAGGCUGCCGUCAAGCAGCUGUUCCAUCCCAAGAUUGAGGAGGACUGUGGUGUUUGCUGCAUGGUGUUCUGUGUCCAGUUUGAGGACGGGACGCAGUUGGCAGGAUGCUCCAGCAACUACCAGGAGGAGCUGCAGAAGACCAGAGACGAUGUGUCCCGUGUAGCUCAAAAGGAAGGGCAAAUGUCCAUCGAGAUAACUGAUCGGAAGGGGAACCCCAAGCCCUGUGCUGAGCUAUUUGGAAGGAGCGAUGCCACUGGAAAGAGCAAGAGCAAGUUCCGGGAGCUGCAUCCCCUCGUUGCUCGCUUGAUCGCCAAGGUGACCGACGGCAACGUCCCCAGGUCCAAAUCAAAGGAGCCUGCUUGGUGGCCCAAGGAGCUCUCUGGCAUGUACGCUUGCCGCACCAAGGAGCUCGGCAUCGACGGCUGCGUCGCCGUUCUCGACAACCUCUUUGCAAAGGUCCGGCACUCGCUCCCCGAGAUCCGCGACCUGCGCUCGAGCCUCGACUGCGACUUCCUCGCCACGCUGACCCCAUGCACGCGCGCGACGCUCGAGGCCUACUUUGACUGGCUGGAAGCGGACGCCGAGGAGCCCGCUGUCGUCAACCCUCCCCCAGGAAACAAGGCCCGCCGGUCCGGGCCAGGGGGGAAGCGCAAGAGGGAGCUGCAGCCCCCUGCGCCGCUCGAGCUGCCCGCCGUGCACCGCGCUUUCCAGCCCGGGGGGGUUGAGGUUUGCUCUCCGGCUGGGGGGGGACUUCACGCCAGGAAGUUUAGCGAGGGGCUGCCAACAGAGGAUGACAUGCAGGCGGUGCUCGAGGAGCUGACAAAGCUUGAGGGGGGCUGCGUGCAGCAGGAGAACCUGCCCCCCGUGCCUGGCGCGUUCGGAAGCACGGGCUCACUGGCCGCGGCCCUCGCACGGACAAACUCUUUUCAGCGGGCGGCGAUGCUGAGCAGCUUCGGGCGCUCAAACUCAUUCACAGCGGCGGCGGCAGCCGCGGCACUGGCCCGCAUCGACGCGAGUAUGCCCCUGUCCCCCCUGGGGCAGAACAAGAGCAACGUGAUGCCUUUUGAGGGAGACGGCCUUAGCCCCAGCAGCAGUGACGUCACUGCAGCUCUGAGCGGCGACACCGCGCCAGUGCAGCAGUGGGGGGUGAAGGAGGAGCCGAUCGACUUUGCGGGGGGGUGCUUCUGGGCUGGCGACAACCUCAUUGCCAGCGGGGGGUUUGACGGCCAGGACAUGAACCAGGUUGAGGCGGCCAAGUACAUGGAGGAUGGGUGGAUGCAGUCUGCCAUGGAGUAGACGAUGGAUGUUCCACGAUUACAGGAGAUGGAGCCAUAGAUCGGUUUGGGAAGUGUAGGUAUUACAAGGCAUCUGUUUGUAAGAUAGGGAUUAGCCACGCUGUUUUGGGAGGAGCCUUGUCUCGUGAGAAGGAUAGGGCCCGCUCGCCCGCUGUUGGUCUUGCUAGUCGGCGACAACUGGGUCCCGAGUAGCAGUACCAACAGGGGUAGGGCCAGAUAGAGACAAAGCAGAAGCUUAGUAGUUACUAGCCAUAUCAGAACCCUACGUUUUGCACCUUUGCUUUUCACAAAUCAAAAAGACUGCCCCUGUUGGAUUCGCUAGUUGUGGACAUCUGGGUCCCAAGUAGCGCCUCCAACAGGUGCCUACCAUAACAGACGCAUAGCCUGCCUAGAUUUUGAAGAGGAGCAGACAGUGAGAUCGUUUUGUUAUAUUGCAAGACUUGUAAAUGUAGUGAAUAAGAGCACCGUGUUGGCUUCACUAAGGUUGGCAAUUGGGUCUUCCAUAGUUUAGCCAACAUGGACUGCUCUUGAAAGGACCAAGUUCCAAAUUACAAUCCGAUUAAAGGAAGGUGUUCCACGUGUGCCGUCCAAGCUGUUCAGCAUUUCUUUUUCCAACCAACUACCCGUUGUGUGUCCACAUUCUUUGACAGAAGG